CCCUGAAUAGAUAUAUAGCUAACACAAGGACAAGUAAGCUAUACAAAGGUAAUUCUAAACAUUUUACAAUUUACAGAUAUAAAUAUAGAUAUAGUUGUUGCAAAACUGCAGAGAGCAAAGAUUCUGGAAUGAAUAUGGAAUGAUUAACAGGUUUUUGUUAUAUACAUGAGGUAGAUGGAAAUGACAGUUUAUGCAAUACAAUAAAAGGCCAACAGCAGUGGAUGGCAACUGACGGCCCGCGGGCCAUAAAUGGCCUGCCUGACAUAUCUGGUCCGCCAGAUUGUUCAGAAGUUAUAUGCCUCAUCCUUAUUGUCCAACCGCUUAUCAGGGAUCGGGUCACGGGGGCAGCAGCUCCAGAAACCGUGAGUUCCUCACGGUUGGCUGAGCUUCUCAUGUGUCUAAGGGAGGCGACAGCCACCCUCCUGAGAAAACCCAUCUCGCCUGGCAAAUUCAACGGUUUUGAAUUUGAAAAAGAUUUUUGACACAUUUGUUCAGCUUGGUCCGAAGAUCAUAAAUGGCAAGUUUCAUGAAGAUUGAAAACUUGAAAAAGAUUGUUAAAACACAUCUUCAUUAAUUACAGUGCCCCCUAGAGGUCAAAGGUCACCAAAUUGAAUGAGAGUCCCCAUGAUGAUGUCAUGGGUCUAUGUACCAAGUUUGGUAAAGAUAUGUCAAAGAGCUGCUGAGGCUGUUGGCUGUCGCGACCAAACGGUUCUGAAUUUGAAAAAUCUAUUCAAUAAAUCUAGCAUGGCCUGAAGAUCAUCUGUGCCAAGUUUCGAGAUGAUUGGACAGCAUUUGUGACAAGAGAUGCAUUUUGAAGGUUUUUGACAUAAACCAAGAUGGCGGAAAAUCCAUAAUGGCGCAAAACGACAACAGGAUGCUUUGAACUCGGCAUGGACGAAGCAUUCCAAUGAUUCCUUGUUUGUGAAUAUUGGUAGACUGGGUAGGCCCGCCCCUUCUGCCUGUGAUUUGAGUUCGCCCUGCACAAGGGUCUGGAGAAGAGCAAUACAUUUCUUUCUGCUUCCGAUACGUUUUUGCGGGAGCCAAUCACCAAGCUGGCUUUUUCCCUUUGCGCGCUAUUGGCUGGUUUAACACAAUGACGACAGGGAAGCAACGGCAAGCAGCCAAUCACGUACCGAGCAGCAAUGAGGGGGGAAAGCAGAAUAUGACUCCAUAAACUAAUUUUGGUGGACAGACAUAAUUGGUUAGGUGGCUAUUCGAUGACCGUCUCAGUAAUUUCACCUACAAAGAAAGCUAUUGGCAAAUGGUUUUCACAAUGAAAAUACAUUGAAUAUUUUCCCUGAUAAACAGGAAAUACAAAGGAUUUCAUGUGUCACUCAAUGAUAUAAAAACCAACUGUGUCUGUGUUUCCUUCUAAAGUCUCAACUCCAAAUUUCUAGAUCUCAAACUACAGAGCAGCUGAGCGGCCGUGAAGCAGGAGCCAUGGCAGACACUCGGAAGACAGUGGUCAAGGUGCUGAUCAGUGUAGAGAAGGUCACGUCCUUUGCCACCUCCAUCAUCCUCAUCUGCGGCAUCAUCUCCCCCCUGGUGAGGUUUCUGCGCAAGGGCCUCCAGGAGGACGGGGCCCACGCCCUGGAAAAGGACUUCCAGGCACUGCACUGCAAGAUGGGGAGCAUCUCGGCCAAGAACCGGCAGUACCUGCAGAAGAUCCGGAUCGACGAGGUCAACGAGACCUUCGACAACCCCGAGGAGUUCAUGAAGCACCAGUACGCCGCCUUGGGCAACAUGGUGACCCGGGUGAAGAAGGACCCGGACGCCUCCGACCUCCACAUGAGCACCUUCGAGAGGAUAAACGAGCGGGACAAGGCGGACAUAAGCCUGGACGUCCACUACCGUGGUGUGAUGGGGAAGGGCUCCGUGUUCGGCCGGCCCCUCCUGCUGGUGUACUUGGAGCACUGCGGACACGACCGCACCGUGAUGGAGCACCGCUGCUCCCACCUGCGCCUACUCUUCCACAUGGGCCUCAUCGCGCUCAUGGCCUACACGGCGGUGACGGAGGACGACGAGGAGGAGGUGGCCCAGAAGUGGGCCAAGAGAGUGCAGGAGAUCCAGAGCAGGAUGGAGGAGGUGCUGAGUCAUUGCAAGGAGGAGAGCCCGCCCUAGGUUCUGGGAGGGGAGGUCGGAGGGGAGAUGGGAGAUUGGUGGUGGGAGGUCGGAGGGGUGGGGGGAGGGGUGGGGGGAGGGAUACGAUAUUGUCCAUGUCAAUACGGAAGCACUUCAGGUGGGGUGGGGUCACUUUACUCCCUGAAUCCACUCUCGACCAAUUCAAAGAUAUUUAAUCAUGCCGGGAAUAUUUUGGAGAUUUAUUUGUAUAGUCAGGAUGCCUGCCAUAUAUGCUAAUGUUUUUAUUAUUUUGGUUGACACAUCGAUGCUGUGUGGGAUAUUUUGUUUAAAUGGAGACCAUGCUUUUGUGUAUUAGCUGCCUAAAUAAAUGCUGCUGUUAUGCAUCAAAUGUUUCUUUUUAAAA
Messenger RNA from Gadus morhua (Atlantic cod), 2485 nucleotides. RefSeq names its product protein rapunzel-like. The transcript has a single exon. The coding region runs from base 1441 to 2121 and encodes 226 amino acids. NCBI's taxonomy places the organism in Eukaryota, Metazoa, Chordata, Actinopteri, Gadiformes, Gadidae. The record is from RefSeq and is a predicted model, not a curated record.